Messenger RNA from Sycon ciliatum, 12330 nucleotides. RefSeq names its product hemicentin-1-like. The coding region runs from base 425 to 11746 and encodes 3773 amino acids. The transcript has 58 exons. Lineage: Eukaryota; Metazoa; Porifera; Calcarea; Leucosolenida; Sycettidae. Gene Ontology annotation, molecular function: cell-cell adhesion mediator activity; G protein-coupled receptor activity. The record is from RefSeq and is a predicted model, not a curated record. Gene Ontology annotation, biological process: dendrite self-avoidance; axon guidance; homophilic cell-cell adhesion. Gene Ontology annotation, cellular component: axon; plasma membrane.
UCACACUCUACACAAGCAAAUAGAUCAGACGUUUACAACCUCGCUCCAGCUCCGUCCGUGACUGAGUGUGAUAUUCGCACCUUUGAGUUAGAUCUAGCCUGGAAAGUGGCGGGUUAUGGUCGCGCAUUCACACCUUCCACGACCAUCCACAAGCUGAGACCUUGAACUUGAAUGGAACGUGCGGGGCGAAGCUAGAUGUGUGCCAGUCUGUUGUUGAGCGAAGCAAAUGAGAAGGACUUCUUUCUGGUCGUUCUUUCUACCCACGUCCCGGCGUGUAUUAGUACUGCAUUAUUUUAUUUGGGACAUUCCAUCGCUGUUUUCUUGAGGAUAUCCUCUUUCCGGCGCUUGGGGCCGCUAGCACCUGCGCUCCCGCACUGUGUAUUUCACAUCACACAUGUAGUUGUUGAGUGCAAAGCUGGAGCUGAUGCGUGGGCUCCUGGCUCCGGCCACGAGUCCAAGCCGGUUGAUAUGGCUCGGCUGGACUGUGGUGGUAGUGGCUCUCUCAAGCGUCACCAUCAGGGCACAAACCAAUGAUACCACCGAUUUCCCACCUAUUACCGGCACAGACAUCUUCAAUGAGAGUACUACGGCAGUUGUCCCGGUAACCGGCACAGAUUCGUUCAAUGAAAGUACAACUCAAAUGGUACCUGUGUCCAACACUGCCGCACUAACUGAUAGUACAACUGAUAUGACACCUUCAUCCAACACCGCCGUAUUUAGUGACAGUACCACUCAAAUGACAACUUCAUCCAACACCGCCAUAUUCACUGAUAGUACCACUGAUGUUACACCUGUUACAGACACCGAUAUGUUCAAUGACACGGACAGCAACACUACAGCUUCAGGUUGUGAAAAAGAUAUGGAGCCCAUUGUGCUCAACACCAAGGUCGUGUAUCGCUCAGCAGAUGACUUGGUCUACAGCUGCGAUGCAAAUUAUGCAAUUGAUGGUGUCACAGAUGCUAAAGUCACUUGUGGCGAUGGGAAUAUGUGGACCACUCCGAGGUUUACUUGCAGCGCAUACUGUCAAGUAGGUGAACCAUGCGAUGGUGAAGAAUGGCCACAAGUCAGUAGUAUUGACUGCUUGAAAAACUCAUCGAUCAUGAAUGUUAGCAGUUUCAUCCCAACAAGUAAUCUAUAUAGCCCGACGGGCGGUGUACAUCCUGGCAAGUGUGCUUUCCAAUGCGCGUCUCGGAACAUGCCCUUUUCGGGAAUUUCAAGUGGAACGCAGUGCUAUUGUUUUGCAACUCGACCUGAAAGCAGCAGUGGUAGCAGCUCUACUGGCUGUGCUGCGUGCCGUGGCUUCACCAGCUUUACCAAGCCGUUGACAUGCGGUAGUGAUGCAGGUGCGGCGGCUAAGUACAUUUCUAUCCACCAGAUCAGCAAUGGUCCUCCCGUCGGACUGCAAAUUACUUCUCAAGCUGGGAGUUUUGUUCGCAAUGAUGGCGAAUCAAUCGAACUCAUGUGCCAGAGCUCCACUGAAGUCAGCCAGGCCUCAUGGUACUUCAACGGAAACAACAUUACGAAUGACGAUGAGUAUAUUGUAGGUGAUCUGGUAUCCGGUAGCAUUACUCUGACGUUCACAGCAAGCAACACUACAGGUGGAAACUACUCGUGUCUUAUGUCAAACGCCAAGUACGUGCCCUCGGGUGGUUAUAGCACUUUGAGCAGCAGCGUCACAGCAACUGCGACAGUGAUUGUGACAGAUUGGCCAGCAGUGACGUCAUAUGGUUGCUACUCUUUCACACCGACAAUCCACAAUGACAUGCAGCGGAACUUUUACAGAGGCCUGCAAACAGUGACUCCUGGCCAGUGUGCGUAUGCUUGUGCUGGUAAUGGAACGGCUUUUGCUCUGAUCAGCGGAGUCGCAUGUGCAUGUGUAAGCGCCCUCCCAGGUAGCCAGUUUGAGCUCGGUCCAACUGGAACGUGCGGCGAGUUGUGUACUGGCUACAGAAAUCAUCCUGUGCAAAGCUAUGUUUGCGGAAAUGGGUCUUUACUUGCCGUCUAUGGCAUUCAAAAUGCACCUCCAUUGAAUGCUCAGAUCACUGCUCCCUCUCGUUAUCGGCUUCGCACUGGAGAGGCUUUCAACUUAACUUGCACAAUCGCAGACUACAGCUUUGCCACUUCCGUUCAAUGGACUCUUGAUAGUAUGGCUAUUUCGACCCCAUCAGCUGACGUGUUUGGCAACUCCACAUCAUCUACGUUGACGGUGACAGCUUCAAGCAUGACUAUGGGCAAAUACACGUGUACAUUCAGUAAUGAUAACUUUACUCCGCAGGGUGACUAUGUUGAAUUGUCUAACAGUGCCGUGGCCAGCCUUACUCUUAGCGUCCAAGAUCCAGCCAAAAUUCAGGGAAUAUCGCCAAUAGCACAUGUCAAUGAACUGUCAUCAGUGAUAUUCUUCUGUAAUGCCAGUGGAAGUCCAGCCCCAAACAUCUCAUGGUACUAUAACGGUAGAAUAUUGGCCAGCUCUACAUCACCAUCAUCAUCCAUAACAACAACGGUGCAAAAGCAGAAGGACAGUUUCAGUGAUAAUGCCACAUCAGUUGCUGCUUCUUCCGUUGUCAGCUCCAUGUUGCUGCUUGACAAUGUAACAAAGCAGGCUUAUGAAGGUUCAUACAUGUGUGUUGCUUCAAAUGAGCUUUCUCCACCUCAUGACAAUCUUUCAGUAGCACUGAAUGUUUAUGUUCCACCAAUUGAGCUGUCACCGCUCCUGAAUGUCAGCGUACCGGAAGGAGAUCCGGCCAUGUUUUUCUGCAACAUUUCUGGUGUCCCUGCUCCAAACAUCACCUGGUACAAAGAUGGCAAGGUCAUUUCUGAGUCUGUGAAGGUGCAAAUAGUAUCGAGCAAUUCUAGCCUGGUCUUGCGAAAUUUGACGUAUGAGGACCGUGGCAACUAUCACUGUGUUGCUGACAAUCGACACAGCACAAUAGCAGCACUUGGAGGAAUAAUUGAUUCCACAGCAGCCUUUCUUGAUGUCUAUGUUUCUCCUCGUAUCACCACCGGCCCAGACAAUAUCACAGUUGUUUUGGGUGCUAGCACCACCUUGAGUUGUAAUUCAUAUGGGAACCCGCGUCCUAGCAUUUCCUGGGUAUUCAAUGGAGAAGCCGUUGACAAUAGCCAGUAUACCACAGCAAAGACAUCAUCAGCUGCUAACUCAACAAUACCUUCCGGGUGUGCAAGCAAAUUGACAUUGUCGAAUGUGACAUACUUGCAUGCCGGUGUGUACACGUGUAUCAGUUCUGUUGUGACUGCUGGUGUUCAGCUGUUGCUUCCUGCCACUGCUCAGUAUUCGGCCUGGCUCACAGUACACGAAUCAGCAAGGAUCUUGGGUAUAUCGCCAAUAGCACAUGUCAAUGAACUGUCAUCAGUGAUAUUCUUCUGUAAUGCCAGUGGAAGUCCAGCCCCAAACAUCUCAUGGUACUAUAACGGUAGAAUAUUGGACAGCUCUACAUCACCAUCAGCAUCCAUAACAACAACGGUUCAAAAGCAGAAGGAUAGUUUCAGUGAUAAUGCCACAUCAGUUGCUGCUUCUUCCGUUGUCAGCUCCAUGUUGCUGCUUGGCAAUGUAACAAAGCAGGCGUAUGAAGGUUCAUACAUGUGUGUUGCUUCAAAUGAGCUUUCUCCACCUCAUGACAAUCUUUCAGUAGCACUGAAUGUUUAUGUUCCAACAAUUGAGCUGUCACCGCUCCUGAAUGUCAGCGUACCGGAAGGAGAUCCGGCCAUGUUUUUCUGCAACAUUUCUGGUGUCCCUGCUCCAAACAUCACCUGGUACAAAGAUGGCAAGGUCAUUUCUGAGUCUGUGAAGGUGCAAAUAGUAUCGAGCAAUUCUAGCCUGGUCUUGCGAAAUUUGACGUAUGAGGACCAUGGCAACUAUCACUGUGUUGCUGACAAUCGACACAGCACAAUAGCAGCACUUGGAGGAAUAAUUGAUUCCACAGCAGCCUUUCUUGAUGUCUAUGUUUCUCCUCGUAUCACCACCGGCCCAGACAAUAUCACAGUUGUUUUGGGUGCUAGCACCACCUUGAGUUGUAAUUCAUAUGGGAACCCGCGUCCUAGCAUCUCCUGGGUAUUCAAUGGAGAAGCCGUUGACAAUAGCCAGUAUACCACAGCAACGACAUCAUCAACUGCUAACUCAACAAUACCUUCCGGGUGUGAAAGCAAUUUGACAUUGUCCAAUGUGACAUACUUGCAUGCCGGUGUGUACACGUGUGUCAGUUCUAUUGUGACUGCUGGUGUUCAGCUGUUGCUUCCUGCCACUGCUCAGUAUUCGGCCUGGCUCACAGUACACGAAUCAGCAAGGAUCUUGGGUAUAUCGCCAAUAGCACAUGUCAAUGAACUGUCAUCAGUGAUAUUCUUCUGUAAUGCCAGUGGAAGUCCAGCCCCAAACAUCUCAUGGUACUAUAACGGUAGAAUAUUGGACAGCUCUACAUCACCAUCAUCAUCCAUAACAACAACGGUGCAAAAGCAGAAGGACAGUUUCAGUGAUAAUGCCACAUCAGUUGCUGCCUCUUCCGUUGUCAGCUCCAUGUUUCUGCUUGGCAAUGUAACAAAGCAGGCUUAUGAAGGUUCAUACAUGUGUGUUGCUUCAAAUGAGCUUUCUCCACCUCAUGACAAUCUUUCAGUAGCACUGAAUGUUUAUGUUCCACCAAUUGAGCUGUCACCGCUCCUGAAUGUCAGCGUACCGGAAGGAGAUCCGGCCAUGUUUUUCUGCAACAUUUCUGGUGUCCCUGCUCCAAACAUCACCUGGUACAAAGAUGGCAAGGUCAUUUCUGAGUCUGUGAAGGUGCAAAUAGUAUCGAGCAAUUCUAGCCUGGUUUUGCGAAAUUUGACGUAUGAGGACCGUGGCAACUAUCACUGUGUUGCUGACAAUCGACACAGCACAAUAGCAGCACUUGGAGGAAUAAUUGAUUCCACAGCAGCCUUUCUUGAUGUCUAUGUUUCUCCUCGUAUCACCACCGGCCCAGACAAUAUCACAGUUGUUUUGGGUGCUAGCACCACCUUGAGUUGUAAUUCAUAUGGGAACCCGCGUCCCAGCAUCUCCUGGGUAUUCAAUGGAGAAGCCGUUGACAAUAGCCAGUAUACCACAGCAAAGACAUCAUCAACUGCUAACUCAACAAUACCUUCCGGGUGCGAAAGCAAUUUGACAUUGUCCAAUGUGACAUACUUGCAUGCCGGUGUGUACACGUGUGUCAGUUCUAUUGUGACUGCUGGUGUUCAGCUGUUGCUUCCUGCCACUGCUCAGUAUUCGGCCUGGCUCACAGUACACGAAUCAGCAAGGAUCUUGGGUAUAUCGCCAAUAGCACAUGUCAAUGAACUGUCAUCAGUGAUAUUCUUCUGUAAUGCCAGUGGAAGUCCAGCCCCAAACAUCUCAUGGUACUAUAACGGUAGAAUAUUGGACAGCUCUACAUCACCAUCAUCAUCCAUAACAAAAACGGUGCAAAAGCAGAAGGACAGUUUCAGUGAUAAUGCCACAUCAGUUGCUGCUUCUUCUGUUGUCAGCUCCAUGUUGCUGCUUGGCAAUGUAACAAAGCAGGCUUAUGAAGGUUCAUACAUGUGUGUUGCUUCAAAUGAGCUUUCUCCACCUCAUGACAAUCUUUCAGUAGCCCUGAAUAUUUAUGUUCCACCAAUUGAGCUGUCACCGCUCCUGAAUGUCAGCGUAUCGGAACGAGAUUCGGCCAUGUUUUUCUGCAACAUUUCUGGUUUCCCUCUUGCAAACAUUACCUGGUACAAAGAUGGCGAGGUCAUUUCUGAGUCUGUGAAGGUGCAAAUAGUAUCGAGCAAUUCUAGCCUGGUCUUGCGAAAUUUGACGUAUGAGGACCGUGGCAACUAUCACUGUGUUGCUGACAAUCGACACAGCACAAUAGCAGCACUUGGAGGAAUAAUCGAUUCCGCAGCAGCUUUUCUUGAUGUCUAUGUUUCCCCGCGUAUUAUCACAGGCCCAUCAAAUGCCACACUUCCUGAUGGAUCCAGCAUUGCAUUCACUUGUAAAUCGUACGGCAACCCAGUUCCAAAUAUUUCAUGGGUGUUCAACGGAGAAAACCUUGACACGAGCUCGUACAGCACGGUGAAGGUGUCCUAUUUGAACUCAACACUGCCUCCCGUGUAUGAGAGCAAUUUGACAUUGUCCAAUGUGACAUACUUCAACUCCGGUGUGUACACGUGUAUCAGUUCUAUUGUCACUCCUGGUGCUCAUCUGUUGAUUCCUACCACUGCUAACUAUUCGGCCUGGCUUACAGUACAAGUCGGUCUGUACAUGGAAUCAGCCGGUUUUGCUUACCUGAAUGUGUUUGAGCACUCACCAUUCAUUUUGAACUGCACAACACGUGCAAAUCCUGCGCCUAGUUAUCAUUGGCGAGUGAUUCCUGCUUUUCAAGGAGAGAUAGUUGCCAAUGUGAGUUCAUCCUUCAUCAACCCGAGUUAUGUAUCGCAGUAUACUGUAAGUAAUGCUACAGUUCAAGGCAACGACCACAUACAUAACAUCACGUGUACGGCAAGCAAUGUUGGUUCUUCCCAGCAGUCAACAACUCAGGUAACAGUGAACGUCAUUCCUCAAUUUCUGAGCUCGUCGAGUGGAGUGUUUGUGACAUGCAAUGAGAAUGAGAAAAAUGUCUAUUUGAGCUGCACAUUUCGGGGAAUAGAGGAGCCAGCUAUUACAUGGCAAGAAUUAACAGGCUCUGCUGUUUCUGGAGGUGCGUGGAACGAAACAACUAGCACAGCAACACCACACGUAUAUUCUGGUACACUCAAGUUUCCUCGAGUCAGAAAGGAAGAUGAAGGAAAUUACACCUGCAUCGGAAGAAACGGGAACGGAACUGACGCACAUCAUCUAUUCUUGCGUGUUCAAGUACGACCCAGGAUAGUACCGGAAAAGUCGGUCCAAGAUGGUAUUGAAAAUCUGCCAUUGUCGUUGGUGAUUGUUGUCACUCGCAUUGGGCAACCAGCUGUCCCUGUCACUGCCCAUAAUAUCACAUGGUCAAAGGUGGACAACCCGUCCUGGAAUGCCUCGACGCAGCCGAGACUGGCGCUAUCUUCGGAUCGCUUGAACCUGACUUUCAGCAGGAUCCAUUACUCGGAUGCUGGAGAAUAUGAAGCUUGCCUGAUCAAUGCUGCUGGAUCUGCUUGCUCCAACUUUACAAUACUUUAUGCAGAACCAGCAAAAAUCAUUGGAGGACUCACACCUGCACAUGUCAAUGAACUGUCAUCAGUGUCAUUCUUCUGCAAUGUCAGUGGAAGUCCAGCCCCGAACAUCUCCUGGUACUAUAACGGCACCACACUGGAUGACUCAUGGUCGACAGUGCACAUCUCUAGCAGCGCAUUUAGCAAUGCUGCUACUAUACAACGUGAUAUCCAGGGUGCAGCAUCUGUUCUUCAGCUCAGCAACGUAACCAACCAUGCCAAUCAAGGAUCUUACUCGUGUUUAGCUUCCAAUGGGUAUUCCCCGGCUGAUAAUUAUACAGCUGCACUCAAGGUGUAUGUGCCCACCGUUCAAUUGUCGCCGCUAGCGAAUGCUAGCUCAUCAGAAAGAGGUGCAGCCACGUUUCUCUGCAGUGUGUAUGGUGUGCCUCCUCCUACAAUUUCCUGGUUCAAGGAUGGAAAGGCCUUGUUCCCGUCUGAAAAUGUGCAAAUGACACGAGGCAAUGCUAUACUCGCGCUGAAGAAUGUGACAUUUGGUAACCGUGGCGACUAUCACUGUGUUGCUGACAAUCGACAUAGCACAAUAGCAGCACUUGGAGGAAUAAUCGAUUCGAAAGCAGCUGCUCUUGAUGUCUAUGUUCUUCCAGUUAUACGUUUGGAUCCCAAAGGUGUGGAGGCGCUUAGAGGGGAUAUGGUUCAACUCCCUGUUACUCUCUCACAUCCUGGACAUCCACAGGUGCCAUCCAGCAACAUAACAUGGACAAAGAUUGGCGAUCUAUCCUGGAGUGGAUUCUCAUCCGGGUAUUCACUUUCCACUGACAACCUCACAUUGUCAAUAGCCAACAUGCAGCACUACAAUGCUGGCACGUACCAUGUCAGACUGGGAAACUUGGCUGGAGAAGUCAAUGUAACAUUUAUGCUGACUUAUGCAGAGAGGCCUGCAAUUCUGACAACACCAACGUCAGUUAGAACCAACGAGAACUCUUUAGUAGUAUUGGAAUGUAUCGGAACGGGCUUGCCGAAGCCUACAAUACACUGGUAUCACAAUGCGAGCAAGGCUCAGGGAGUCCUCGAGGCCAGUGCUGAUCAUCCUGAUGUACAUACAAACAAGAGAGGUGGCUUUGCUGUCAAGUCCACACUAACCAUCUUGUCGGUCAAGAAUGCCAAAAAUCAAGGAAACUUUGAAUGUGUUGUCGACAAUGGACACUCGCCCAAUGCCACUGCAUCUGCAAAAAUCUCUGUUUACGUUCCAGCUGUGAUCGAGAUCGAUACUCACGACACAGCUGUGCUGGCCGGAAAUACUGUGAUAUUCAUGUGCAACACAUCGGGUAUACCAGCACCAACCGUAACCUGGUUUAGAAAUGGAGUCUUACUGCAGCAAGAUGAUCUUGUCGGGCGAGUGUCGUUCUUUCGAGGUCAGAACGUCUUGACGAUUUACAGAACAGAAAUCGCAGAUGCUGACCUCUACCAUUGUGAGGCUAGCAACAAGGAUCGGUAUGCUGGUGGAGUGGUUACUGGUAACCCGGCCCAACUGGAUAUCAAUUAUGCGCCGAACAUCAGCCCUGCAAUACCAAGAAAGCUGCUGUCGUUUGAAGGGUCAUCGCUAACAGUUCCAUGUACUUACAGUGGUCAGCCAACACCGAACGUACACUGGUGUAGAGUGGACGACACCGGGAACUGUCUGUCUCCAGCACGAACUGAUAAUUGUGCCAGGCUACUAGCCACACAGGAUGGGCCGCUGACAAAUUCAAUGACCAUAUCACCGUUGAAAAGCUGCCACGGAGGCUCCUACUUGUGCACAGUUAGCAAUGAAGUGGCUGUUGCUAAGCAACAACUUCAACUCACAGUUCAAGGUAAAACCAGCAUUGGCAUUCUGGGAAAUUUCUCAAUGCCCACUGGAUACAGCGCGAAGACUGAGAAAGAACAAGAGGAUUUCUUUGUACAGCAGGUCACAGAGCAUCUGUUCCAAGGAAGAUUAGUUGGAGUUGAACAUUUUCAGUCACGACGACAAGGACCCAUCUUUGAGAUUCAGUGUGAUGUCACUGCACCAGCCGACUAUAUCGCACAGAUAUCUGGCAACAGCAGCGCUUCAAACAUCGGAAUGCACUUCUCUCAGCUGCUGCAAAACUCAGUGUUCGAUCUGAAAUUGGCACCGCAAUCGGACCUCACAGUCUUCGCAUAUGAUGUUUGCAGUCCAGACUCAACGGAUGGUGGGCAACGCGGAAUGUUCUCCUGGCCGGAAACAUUUCAUGAUGAGGAGGCAACACUUCUCUGCCCUGUUGAACUAGCAGAUUCCAUUUUCCGCUACGCCACCCGGUCAUGCAUUAGCGGUAGAAGGCUGCAUGAAUUACAACUGGAGAUGGCUUACUGGGCAACACCCAACAUGUCUGCGUGUCCCACCCCUGCGACAGCUAAGCUGCAACAGCUCUCAAAGAUUGAGUUCAAUGCAAGUGAACCUGGCUCAGUGCUGGCAAGCUCUCAGUUCAUGGCAAACCUGACUGAGAACAGUGCCGAGCUGACGUCGGAUGCCGUAGAUUUCGCCUCCACUGCCAUCUUCAAUCUUGUGGCAGCCAUCAGUGGAGACGAAGUCUUCAACCAAAGUAUUGGUCAACAGGUUGCAAAUUCAUCUCUGCAAACGGUGGACAACAUUCUCAGUGUCACGACGAAGGAGUCUUUGGUGGGAUCAGCGCCAGCAAAAAGGAUUGCAAAAUCAAUGGAGCGUCUUGUCACAUCUCUGGACGUGAGCACCGAGGAGCCGUUUGUUAGCCAGAAAGAGAACAUUGGAUUUGCGGUGAGCUGCCCGAAGGAAAAUGCCACAACUCAAGCAUUCCGGUCUGCCGGUGAAGGCGGGCAGUUCUUCGUUGGAGAGACAAAUGGCUCUGCUGCUGGCACUGAUGCAGGCGUUGCCUUCGACAUAGCUGGUAGUACAAUCAGUGCGAUCACAGACUCGUCGGUUCUGUCCAAUGACUCACUGUGUAACUUAGCAUCCACCCAGUACAUUCUCUACAAGACACAGGCUUUGUUCCAGGACUCCAGUUUGGGUGGAAACAGUUCGGUCGGCUCACAGAUCAUCUCAGCACAAGUGGGCAAUAGACGACAUGACCAUUUGGACACGCCUGCCACCAUGUCAUUUGAGUUUGUGGACGGAACAUUUGUGGCACUGGAAGAUCCCGUGGAAUGUGUCUUCUGGGAUUUCGACAAAUAUGAUGGCAAAGGUGGAUGGAGUAGUGAGAACUGCAACACUACGCGCUCUGAUUCGUUUCCAAACCGGACUGUGUGCCAAUGCAGUCAUCUCACAAACUUUGCCGUUCUAUUUUCGCGUCACGUCCCCACCGAGCCCAGCCAUGCGGAGACUGCACUGAAGUAUAUUUCCAUGAUUGGAUGUGGCAUCUCCAUGCUUGCUCUGCUUGCCACACUCUUUGUCAUCAUGGCAGUCCCGAAACUUCGACGUAGUCACCACCACCAGAUGAUCUUCGGCUUGAGUAUAACACUCCUACUGUUCCUGGCCGUCCUCACUGUUGUACUCUACUAUGAGAAUGCAGCUACGAGUGACGUCGCCUGCAAAGCACUGGCCAUCGCUUUGCACUACCUACUUCUGUGCUCAUUCAUGUGGAUGUCCGUGGAUGCGACCUUUCUGUACAAGAGAGUGACGGUCGUGUUUGAUGGAACCGGCCAGAGGUUGAAAAUACUGCUGCAGACAUUGAUAUUCGUCAUACCAUUGGUUAUCGUUGGAGCUACUGCAGGUGCUUCAACUGCUGAUGCUUACAAGGAUGGGAAAUUGUGUUGGAUAAAGGAUGACCUGGCAUUCUACUGCGGGCUUGUAGCUCCAGUGGGAGUAUCUCUGCUGUACAACCUGGGUGUUUUGCUGGCUGUCGCUGCGUCAGUGCGAGCAAGUCGCAAGAAGAUUACUACGUAUAAUACGAAGAAGGAGCGAUCCAGAGAUGUGACAGUCUUGGGCAUCGUUGUUUCCUUGUCCAUGCUUUUCGGCUUGACGUGGAGUUUCGGCUUCUUAGUUCUUAUCCGAGACCAGAUUGUGUUUCAGUACAUUUUCACCGUCCUCAAUUCAUUGCAAGGGCUAGCGAUACUCAUUCACACCGUUCGAGGCAGCGAGGCAAAGAAGGGCUUGUCGGACAUGGUAUCCACGAGCAAGCGUGCCACCAGUACGACCACAGCGCCUUCAUCCAAGCAAAGCCGCACUGCCUUGGAUGCCGCUAGCCCAAGAGGCAAACAUUCCCUAGGUGCCAGCACUCUGCUGGAAUCGCCGACUACAAGCUCAGCUGAUCCAGGCAGCCACGUCGACCAGGCUCGAUCACAAAGGUCCGCGAUUCCACACUAUAUAACCCGCAAAUCAGAGCCCGCACCGAAAGAACUGAAGCUUGUGGACUUAGACACCUUGGAACCUUACCAAAGUGAAUCGGAACCCAUCGGCAUGGAGACUAGCGUCACUCCAGAACUCAUUCCAUUGGAAGGCUUGCACGAAACACACACACUUAGCACGUCGGAUUUCUCACAUUUCCCUGUCAGGCAGGGUUCAGUGCUGAAGUUCAAUUUCCUAAAAUAUGACAAUGCCGAAGCGGGCCUCCUGUCGCACGAAACCGAAGAGGCUUGCUAGCCUCAAGUUCAUACAACUUCUAUCUCCUUAGCAACAGUGCGUGAUCCAUGCACCCACGACAUGCAUACCUAUGUACCCUGCACACUGCACUCUGCUGGUCGGAGCAUGGUCUCGUAAUGAUAUUACGAGAUUUGAUUAUAAUCUGCUAUGUUUAUUCUUUCCCAAAAAUAGAGCGAUUUGAAUGGUGAUUGUGGGAUACAGCGAUGCUGGCAACUGCCGUGCAUGUAAAGACUGUUGAUUGGCCAUACUCAAGUUAAUAAGUUCAUCUCCCUGCAUGGCGCUUCAUUCUUGUGGUAUUGGUGGACCUCGUUCAGCAUUCAGUCGGUGCCUUGAUAUCACGGUUUCCCAUAAAAUAAACUAGUUUCUGGCAUGGAAUUUGUCUCAACGCACAAUGAGCCGAUACAUUUUGUAAUAUUGCGCCGUGCGAUAGCCUGGAUGCAUACUUUGACUGCCUUUAAAAGUCCAUGUUUUCCAGAGGCAUUUUCUAUCAGGACGUUGUACUUUAUAUUCCAUGCAAUCUGUCAGAGCAUUCACAUCAUUUUUUCAUCGAUUAUUUCUUGAAGCGAGGCCAGCAUAUAACUUUA